Molecule: messenger RNA, 1791 nt
Organism: Gaeumannomyces tritici R3-111a-1
Lineage: Eukaryota; Fungi; Ascomycota; Sordariomycetes; Magnaporthales; Magnaporthaceae
Exons: 4
Coding region: 1-1791 (596 amino acids)
Source: RefSeq, a predicted model, not a curated record
AUGGACGCCCUAUAUUCUCCCCCCGCCCAUUACCGCGUGCUGUCGUCCUGUGGCCUCUGCGGCGAUGCUCUUCAGCCCUCGGACCCCUUUGUUGCUCUGCUGGGCCACCCCAAUCUGGACAAGAUAGAGACAUGCUCUACAGUGCCCUGCUCCUUCCCACACGACGGCUUCAAGACCCUCCAGCACAGGACCAAUCUCGAGUUCUGCCGCGUGUCGCCCUGCCCUCUGUGUGACGCUUCCCCAGAGGCGGUCCCCCUGCACAAAGAAUGCCUGGUCCUAUUCGGCAGGUGGUGCACAAGCGAGGAUGCCCUCGACCGCCUCUGGGGCUUUGCAGCGGCUCGCAGCCCCUGGCGCGGCGCCCCCGACCUCGGCCUGCCCGAGACAAGCUCGCUGGCCUCGCACCCCGGCCCCCAAGUGGCCGCAGCAGCCGGCCUGGCCCCCCUCGCCACCCGCCUGCCCCUGGAGCUCGUCCAGCAGAUCCGGGGCCUCACCGGACCGUGUCUGUUCUGGCGCUACAGCGCGGCGGUGAGCGCGGCUCUCCGCCUUUCCGACGAGAGCCGCGAGGCGGCGGCGGCGGCGGCGGCGCCCGAGCCCCCCGUGGCCCCCGUGCCCCUCGCCCGCAUCGCCGAGUGGAGGCGUGGGCAUCGGCCCGUCGUGGUCGAGGAGGACGCGGCCGCCGCUCUGCCCCCGGUGAUUCGCAUCACCGUCGAUGCCCGCGGGGCCGCGAGCAUCGAGAGGCUGGCGCAGAUGGCGCAAGAGAGCGGCCAAAAGUCCGCAACCAAGGCCUUCAUCGUGUGGGAGGCCUCGAGCUUCCGGGACACUGCCGCGGUGUUCAAGUUCGGCGCCAUGCGCCUUCAGUUCCCCGGGGGGCCCCUGGCCGUCCCCAUUUGGGACACGCCGACGCCGCCGACGCCGCCCAGCUGCUCGAACCUGGGAGCCCGGCCGCAGCUCUGCACCAUUGAGCUCGCCCACAGCGGCGGCGCCAGGACCACCGGCCUCACCUUUCUGUACUUCCGGUGCAGGCUAUACGGGGUCCACGCCCACACGGCCGCCGAGCCCAGCGCCCGCGCCACCAACGACCGCCUCCCCACGAGCGUGCGGAGGAAGACGAUCUGGGUCCACUUGCCCUUGCCGGAGGGCGAGGAGAUUCUGUCCAUGGCAGUGCAGCUGGGGCCGAGGGGCAAGCCGCGGUUCCUAUUCCGCCUCAAACUUGCCGGCCUGGUCUCCCUCGGGCCGAAUCACGGCGAGCAGGGAUCUCCAAGAUUCACAAUUUGCCCGUCGCCCCCGAAGCUUCUGUACUACAACAAAGCGACGGGAACGAAUCCCACGUCUGGUAUCGCGGCAUCUCCCCGCCACUCGGAUGGCCAGCCCCCGGGGGGCGGCCAGGAAACUCGUCCAUGGCCUCCCCAGAGAUACCCAGACCUCCUGAACGGGAACUCGUACGCCUCGACUGUCUCGCUCGAGGACGUCCGGGCCAUCACGGUGCUCAGCAAUGCCAACGGCGGGUGCACAGGAGCACUGUUCGAGUACGAGAGCGGAGCCGUGGCCGCGGUUGGGGUAUGCAGGGUCGGUGAGCAGUCACAGACGCGGGUCGACAACCCGACGCACAUCACGCUCCAGAACGCAAUCGCUGCCCCCGCCGGCACUGGCUUCUCGUUCGCCGCCCACUCUGUCCCGGGAUUCGAUACUCCACAGUUGCACGCAGGGGUCCAAUAUCUGCCAAUGCAGGGGAGCCUCGCAUUCUUGUUCAAGGACCACCGAAUGGUGGUCGUCGUCUACAAUCCCGUUUAG